AAACUCUCAGACUCCAAACCGGAAGCUGCUGAGAAAGUCAAAGUUCAGUCUUUUUUACUUUUUGACACUAAAACCAACCCCCAAAUACACAAAACAUGUCUAAGCGCGCCGGCCGAUCCCCCGCAAAGCACGCCCAUUCGCACGACCACGAGGACCACGACCACGACCACGACGACCACGAAGAAGGCACUGAGGCCGAGCAGCAAGCUGCCAUCCAGGCCCUCCUCGCCCAGAACCCCCAGCUCGCUGCCAUGAUCAACAGCCGUCUUGGCUCCAUUGCUGGCCAGUCGUCCGGCCUGCUCGAGUCCUUCCCCGAGGACGUCCAGCGCCGCAUCAAGGCUCUCAAGAACCUCCACGUCAAGCACCUCGAGCUCGAGACCGAGUACCAAAAGGAGGUCAACGCGCUCGAGCGCAAGUACCUCAAGCUGUACACUCCCCUGUACGAGAAGCGCGCCACCAUCGCUGCCGGCGCUUAUGAGCCCACCGACGAGGAGGCCAACUACGUCUCGGACAACGAGGAGGACGAGGAAGACGACGACGAGGAGGAGGAGAGCAAGAAGGACGAGAAGCCCGUCAAGAAGGAGAAGGAGGACGAGGACAAGCCCGCCGAGCCUGUCAAGGGCAUCCCCGCCUUCUGGCUCACCACCCUCAAGAACCUCGACAUGCUCACCGAGCUCAUCCGCGAGGAGGACGAGCCUGCUCUGCUUGCCCUGAAGGACAUUGUCAUUGCCCCCCUGACCGACAACGACGGCUUCCAGCUCGUCUUCCACUUUGACGACAACGAGUUCUUCACCAACAAGACGCUCACCAAGACCUACACUGUCUCGAUGGAGAAGGGCGGCGAGCUCGUCUACUCUGGCACCACCGGCUGCGACAUUGCCUGGAAGGAGGGCAAGAACCUGUCGGUCAAGACCAUCACCAAGACCCAGCGCCACAAGGGCAAGGGCACCAAGCGCACCGUCACCCAGACCGUCCCCAACGAAACCUUCUUCCAAUUCUUCUCUCCCCCCAAGACCCCCGAGGGCGAGGACGAGGAGCUCGACGAGGAGCAGGAGGGCCUGCUCGCCCAAGACUUUGAGAUUGGCGAGACCCUCAAGACCCGCGUCAUUCCCCACGCCGUCCUCUGGUUCACCGGCGAGGCCCUCGACUACGAGGACUACGAAGACGAGGAAGGCGAUGACGACGAGGAGGACUACGACGACGAGGAGGGCGACGACGACGGCGAGGAUGAGGAGCAAGACGAGGACUUUGACCCCAAGAAGGCCCAACCUAACAAGCCUGCCGAGUGCAAGCAGCAGUAAAAAGCAAAAAAAAAAAGUGAAGAAGCCAAAAACCAAAAGAUGGGAAGGAAAAUUGACAAUGGACAAUGUUCGUUUGUUGGGUUUGUCUUCUUUUUUCCUUCUUUUAUUUUUGAGCUCUGUUCCUUGUUGUGAGUGUUGUCGUGUAAUUGCUUUGAUAUGUUAAACAUGAAUACCUUUUCUCCGCU
This is a messenger RNA of Capsaspora owczarzaki ATCC 30864, 1486 nucleotides long. Its product is annotated as nucleosome assembly protein. Gene Ontology annotation, cellular component: chromatin; nucleus. Lineage: Eukaryota; Filasterea; Ministeriida; Capsasporidae. The record is from RefSeq and is a predicted model, not a curated record. The transcript is spliced from 4 exons. The coding region runs from base 96 to 1301 and encodes 401 amino acids. Gene Ontology annotation, molecular function: histone binding; chromatin binding. Gene Ontology annotation, biological process: nucleosome assembly.